Molecule: messenger RNA, 4344 nt
Organism: Pecten maximus
Lineage: Eukaryota; Metazoa; Mollusca; Bivalvia; Pectinida; Pectinidae
Exons: 2
Coding region: 1-4344 (1447 amino acids)
Biological process (GO): DNA integration
Molecular function (GO): zinc ion binding; nucleic acid binding
Source: RefSeq, a predicted model, not a curated record
AUGUCGACACGCGAGGAAUUGAUUUUGUAUGGUAAGGAGCUUGGUUUACAGGGUCAGGAAUUACGCCAGUUCGUAUCUGAGGAACAAGCCAAGGCCAGACAUGAAAGAGAAGAAGACAGAAGGGUAAGGCUACAGGAGCUUGAAGAGAAAGAGAAGGAGCGUCUUUUCCAGAAGGAGAUGCUGAUGGAAAAAGCAAAGCUAGAGAGAGAGAGCGAAGCGAGGGCGAUUGAAGAACAUAAGAGGCAGAUGGAAUUGCAAGCUUCCCAGUCAAAACCAACGGUGCGAGAUGGAACAGCAUUACGGGGUCCUAAGCUGCCCGCAUUCGAAGAGGGUAAAGACAACAUGGAUGCCUAUUUGCAGCGUUUCGAGAGAUAUGCGACCGCUCAGAAGUGGGACUCGGCUAGUUGGGGAGCAAAUCUUAGUGCUCUACUGAAGGGGAAGGCACUCGAUGUUUUUUCUCGACUUCCAGUGGAACAGGCACUUAAGUAUGAGGAGCUUAAGAAGGCUUUGCUCAGGCGCUUUGAGAAGACAGAGGAAGGUUUUAGGAAGGCAGUUCAUUCUGCAAGACUAGAAAGCGGGGAGACCUUUUCUCAGUUCUCUUUGAGACUGGAGAAUUACUUUGAGAGAUGGGUAGAGAUGACAGGGACUCAAAAGACUUAUGAAGGCGUAAUGGAUCUUGUUAUCAGAGAUCAAUUCAUUUAUUGUUGUGGGAGAGAUCUGGCGUUAUUCUUGAAGGAAAGAAUCCCGAAGUCGUUGGAAGAGACGGCCAAGCUCGCGGACCAGUUUGCUGAUGCCAGGGGUAGUAGGAGUAACCUAAUGACUACAAGGACGACCAAGCAUGCUGAUAGCAAACCACAACAGAACAAUAGUCCACACACAGGAGACAACUCUCGUGGGAAGUCGUCACUGCCAUCAAAGGAGAGGAAGUGUUAUUCUUGUGGAAAACCAGGUCAUUUGUCGUACGAGUGUCGGGGUAAGAAGUCAUCUAACGUUGCUGCUGUAGUAGGGGAGAUUGGCUCGGAGGAUGUUUGUAGACGCAAACACUUGUCAACAAGAGGACGAGGGAGAAGAUCUACUAGAAGUAGAAGUAAAAGAAGAUGCAGUGAAGGUACUCGGGUACAGGCAUCAUCUCCUUCAGUUGAUAGAAGUCCUCCCACUCUCAGUGAGUCAUGCAACAUAAAGAUGGCUGGAGACAGAGGCAUGCCGAUAGCAAGUGGAUAUGUUGGCGACCAUUUUGUUACGGUGUUAAGGGAUAGCGGUUGUAGCGGUGUUGUCGUGAGGAAGGAUUUGGUGGACCCUUCUAGGAUUUCUGACCGGCAGCAGGUGUGUUCGCUUGCAGAUGGAUCCAGGAUACAGGUGCCUGUGGCUGAGUUAGAAAUUGACACACCCUAUUUUAGAGGAACAACUGAUGCCUGGGUAUUGGAGACACCCCUGUACGACCUGAUAAUUGGUAAUGUACACGGUGCGAGACCCCCCAACCAUCCUGACAACGAUUGGCAAAGCGAGAAUGGAAGAAUACAGGCUGUAGAGACGAGAUCUCAGAAGAAAAGGAAUCAGAAUGGAUAUCGUGCACUACAGGUGAAGGAAGUUACUGACAUUGGGACAAUGGACGAGAUUAAGGAGGAACAGAAGGUGGACCCUACUUUGUCAAGAUUUAGGGAUAUGGCCAAGUUAGACGACCAGCAUGAACGACAAGAUGGCGGAGUUUCGGUAAUAUUCUACCAUAAGGGUUUGCUUUACCGGAAAUUUCGGAGUCCAAAGGUAGCCAAUGGGAAGGAGUUUCGGCAGUUAGUAGUUCCCAGGAAAUUUCGACAGGCGGUGUUGGACCUUGCACAUGCAUCCAUCAUGGCGGGGCAUCAAGGAGUCAAGAGGACAACAGCACGUGUUCUCUCGGAAUUCUUCUGGCCCGGCGUCCAAGCAGAUGUGACAAGGUAUUGCAGGUCAUGCGAUAUAUGCCAGCGAACUAUUUCUAAGGGAAGGGUUCCUGUAGCGCCACUGGGGAACAUGCCGCUGAUUGAUACGCCAUUCAAGAGGGUUGCAGUGGAUUUGAUUGGACCAAUUCAACCAGCAACAGAUAGGGGAAACAGAUAUAUUUUGACGGUAGUAGACUACGCGACAAGAUAUCCAGAGGCUGUAGCGCUACGUGGCAUAGAGACGGAGCAAGUAGCAGAAGCGUUGGUUGACAUAUUUAGUAGGGUUGGAGUUCCAGCUGAGAUGCUCUCGGACCAAGGGGCGCAGUUCACUUCUGGUGUCAUGCGUGAAGUUGCCCGGCUGCUGUCAAUGAAGCAAUUGACAACGACCCCUUACCAUCCCAUGUGCAAUGGGUUGGUUGAGAGAUUCAAUGGUACGCUUAAGCAGAUGCUUAGGAGGAUGAGUGCGGAACGACCAAAGGACUGGGACAAGUUCAUCAAUGCAUUGUUAUUUGCCUACCGAGAAGUUCCACAGGAGAGCUUGGGGUUUUCCCCUUUCGAACUAUUGUACGGAAGAUCAGUACGUGGACCAAUGAUGGUUUUGAAGGAAUUGUGGACCAAGAAUGUGCCAGAUGAAGAAGUCAAAUCUACAUAUCAGUAUGUGAUGGAUUUGAGGGAAAGACUGGAGGAAACGUGUCAGUUGGCAAAGGAACAUUUAAAGAUGGCCAAAGGGAAGCAGAAGAAGUACUUCAACAGGAAAUCGAAGGUUAGACAACUGAAAGCAGGAGACAAGGUAUUGGUGUUGUUGCCAACCAAAGCCAAUAAGUUGCUAAUGCAGUGGCGUGGACCAUUUCAAGUAGUUGAGAGAGUUGGACCGUCGGACUAUCGAUAUGUAGAACCAGAAGUCAAAAGGUCGGAUCCAGAGGUUAGCGGAAUCCUUGGGUGUAUAGCCACAGCGGUUCUUCAUGAGGACGAAGACGAUUAUGAAGGAAACCCUGAGUUAGAGACACUUCCGUCAAAGACUGGUAAAGAGGGAGUGGAUGAUGUCGUCAUAGCUGAGGAAUUGACGUCAUCACAGUUGGAGGAUGUCAACGAGCUACUACAUUCUUACACAGAUGUACUCACGGACAUGCCUGGCCAUACCAACUUAGCUAAACACGACAUUCAUACGACAACAUCAGAACCUGUUCGUGUGAAGCAGUAUCCAUUACCAUACAGCACCAAGGAAGUCAUAAUGGAUGAGGUCAAGAAGAUGAUUGAUAUGAAAAUCAUUGAACCAUCGGAAUCGCCCUAUGCCGCACCUGUUGUAAUGGUGAAGAAGAAGGAUGGCAGCAACAGAUUCUGCAUUGACUUCAGGAGGCUAAACCGUGUGACAGUGUUCGAUGCUGAACCAAUGCCAGACACAAACAACAUCUUCGGUCGGCUUGCAGGAGCGCGUUACUUCUCUAAGCUGGAUCUGUCUAAGGGAUAUUGGCAGGUGCCUAUGGCGGAAGAUGCGAAACCAAAGACUGCAUUCAGCACUCCCCAAGGACUGUUCCAAUUUCGGGUAAUGCCGUUUGGAUUAGUUAACGCACCUGCGACGUUUAGCCGCCUUAUGAGGAAACUGUUAGCGGGAAUGGACUGGUUGGAUAAUUUCAUCGACGACAUUCUCAUUUUUACGGAAACAUGGGAACAACAUCUGGAAGUGUUGAAGGAAUUAUUUGGUCGGUUGAGGAAAGCGAGGUUGACGGCACGACCUACGAAGUGUUCGAUUGGUUUCAUGUCUCUACCUUGUCUGGGGUAUGUAGUUGGAGAUAAGCGACUUCGACCAGACCAGGAAAAGAUCAAGGCUAUAGAAGAGGCACCGAAACCAGAAACAAAGAAACAAGUGCGAUCGUUUCUGGGACUAGCGAGCUUUUAUCGGAGAUUCAUACCGAAUUUCUCUGCAAUAGCCAUACCUCUGAGUGACCUGACCAAGAAAGGACUCGCAAAUAAGGUUGAGUGGAACGACAGUCAUGAAAAGGCAUUUGUAACUUUGAAGACGAUGUUGACCAGCAGUCCUGUUCUGAAGUUACCGGAUCUUACACAGGAGUUUAUUCUCAGGACUGAUGCAUCCGAUACGGGUAUUGGGGCUAUUCUGCUGCAAGAGGAGAACGACAAGCCGAUGCCGGUAGCAUACGCUAGCCGGAAGCUUCUUCCCCGUGAGAAGAAUUACGCCAUUAUUGAGAGAGAGUGCCUAGCUAUCGUUUGGGGCAUACAAAAGUUUGAACCGUACCUGUAUGGACGGGAGUUUGUUUUGGAAACAGACCACCAACCAUUGACGUAUCUGAACCGGACGAGGACAGCUAACGGAAGGCUGAUGAGAUGGGCUUUGAUGUUGCAGCCUUACAGGUUUCGCUUGCGGGCCAUCAAGGGUUGUGACAAUGUUGGAGCGGAUUAUCUCAGCCGGAUGUAG